Molecule: messenger RNA, 2441 nt
Organism: Blepharisma stoltei
Lineage: Eukaryota; Ciliophora; Heterotrichea; Heterotrichida; Blepharismidae
Source: the annotation of a GenBank genome assembly
AUGGCCGAGUAUAACGAAUACAAUAUUUCCAAAUUCAACGAUAAGUCUUUAUCCCCAAACUCUGCCCAAACUCGUGAAAAAUCUCCAACAAAGUCUUCUUACUCGUCUCUUCGUGUAGGCUCACCUAUAAGGUUCCAAUAUCUUAAUAUAAGGCCUAGAAGUUCAUAUGUAACUGCACCAAGCACCAAAAAAAUAGGCCCACCUGAUUCCACAAGCUCUCAUUUAGGUCCAGGACGAUAUUACCACGCGCCCAAUGCGUCAGGCCCAUCAUUUGAAUUUUCAAGGAGUUCUCGAUUCCAAGAUCAAGCGAAUUUAAGUCACGACAUUUCUCAAUUCUUAAAACAAAGGCAACAAUUAUUUGAAGAAAAAGAAAAUUAACUUAUUAUUUGAUGUUUAAGGUGUCCUGAGUCCCUCCCUAUUGAAAGGGACUAGUAGUUAUGUCACGGACUAUCCUGUAACCCUAAAUGGCGAACAUAUGGGCAAGCAUUCCUUGGCAUGCCGCAAUCAUUUAUAGCUGCACUUCUCACCCGUGAGGGAGUAAAGGGUAAAAACUGAGCCUCUUGAUGCACUAGGAGCAGCUCCUCUGGCUAUCCCAAAGUUAAACUGCUGGUGGUGUGGUGCAGGAGCUCUCAAGGUAAAACCAAACUCCAUAAAUAAAAUUCCAUGAGGGAAAAAAAUUAGCAGAGCCAAUUUCUCUCGAGUCGAAUGCCAUUUUAUUUAUUAAGAAAAAGAAACCAAAAAAAUUGAAGAAAAUAAAGACAUGCGAAAAUAUUCUCCUGACCAAAAAAUUUUAAGAGCAAAAUCUAUGUCAAGACGGCAGAGGGCAAGAAGUGAUAUAGCAAGACAAGCAAAAAACUGCAUUUAUGAAGCUGUGAAGAAAGAUCGACAAGAACAGCUUGCAGAGAAAUUCAAAAAACUUGAUAUGAGGAUGAGGAAAAAUGAAGUCUUUAAGGUUAGGCUGUCAUGAAUUGCUAUUUUUACUAUGUUUGGGAGCGCUAAUGUUAUAAGGGUUAAUUAGUAUUAUUACUUUAUGGUUACCGCCCAAUUCAUUAACCAAACCCUUCCUUAUCAAACUUCUUUUUUUCAAAAUGUCCGAUAUGAGACAAAUAGAGGAGAUGUUGAAGCACUUGAGAGAAACUAGAAGAGCGAUAAAAUUUUGGCUAUUGCGUCAGUCAAGGCUUGACCGGUCCUUUGGGCAAGUUCAAAGGAAGACUUAGGCUAUUUUAAUAAAACCCGCCCAUAAGGGCCAGUCGGUGGGGCUAGAUUUGAAUAAACCUCCCUUCCAAAUACAAAGUUUUUUACAAGGGUUAAACUUAAAAGGAAAAUUCAAUUAAGAAGGCGUGCUAUGGCAACAUUAAAAUGGCUUAGACAAGUUUCGAAAUGUGUAGGAAAAAUUGCGAUUUUGGGAAGGAAGAUUAGGAGGAUUAGGGCAAAUAGAGUAAACUUUAUAUAGGUUCUUCAGUUUCAUUUGGUGAAUCGUGCUAAGCGGUGGCUAAAGAAGAGAAGAGAGAGAAAUAUGAACACUAUAGUUAAUAUGAUUGAAACCUCAAUUACCUCUUCAGUGAUGUUAAAAACAAUGUUCAGUUGACAACAAAAAGUGAUUAAUAUUGGUUAAUUUUCACAGCAACUACAACAUAAAAACUUUUUAUCUUUUUUGACCUAUUUAUAUUUAAUCCAUAAUUUUUGCAAUGUUUUUAGGCUUUUUUGCCUAUUUUUUAAUCUACUUUUAUUUACCGAUUUAUUUUAGACUCAAAAUUUACCACAAUAUUUCUUUUGGACAGCAGACAAAACUAGAUAUAAAAAUAUUUAGUGCGGGUUUAUACUCAAAACAAAUUAGCCAAAAUAAGCAAAAAUAAAUAAGAAAAAAGAAUAUGCUAAAACCAGCCCAAAAAGGCAAAAAAAUUUUUUGCUGGUGGAAUAAUAUGAGGUCACUUAAUAUUUAGCUUUAUGCAAUCCAAAGAGGCAUGAAAAGAUUUAUAAUGAUGAAAAGAACUUAUUAUUUUGUAUGGCUUAAUAAAUGGAAUGAAACUGAGCACGAAAUUUUUGAGAAAAAUCCUGUGCGAAAAGGGAAAAGAAGAAAAACAAUUAAAGAAAAAACACAAAAAACUGGGGCGUCAUCAAUUCCAGAAGAAAUAAAAGAAAUUUAUAUUAGAGAAUAUGCAAGAAAAAGAGUCAAAGAAUACAAUGAGAAAUAUCAUAGAUAUGUUAUAGAAACUCAAAACCUGAAUGAGUACAUUGAAACUCAUCUUAAAGGGAUUGGUUCCUGAAAUAGUGAAAUUGAUAAAAUAACUUAUCCAAGCCGGCCUAUAGCUCCUAAUAUUUCAAGUGAGCUUACUAAAGAUCUAAUGUCUGAAAUGAUUCAUUCGGCAGAAAGAGACAGAAUGAAAUGGAGCCAAAUAAUAGAAGCAGAACAGAAAAAGAUUUUAAUGUCAAAAAAAUAA